AUGCCUACUAUGCCAAGUAUAGACCAAAUCUUACAACGGCGGAGGGAGCAUGGUGUAAAGAAACGUGACAAGGAAGCAGAGGCGAUAUCAAAAGAGAUCUCGAGAGCUGUGGCGAAAGGAUUGCGUGGCUGUGAGGAUGAUGACGAGUCUGAAUCAGCGUCUGAAUCAGACUCUGACAAUUCCAGUGACGAUGAUGAAACUGACACACUAUCCAAUCUUCCGGCAUGCUUACUCGCCAUCAAAGUCGCCAAGGACGACAUGCUCACAUUAAUUGGUGCCAACCCCUGCCGAGGUGAUAUCUCUAUCAUUGUGAACUCAAUCGGCGAGAUUGAAAAACUACUCAAGCGUGUGAUUCGUGCACAAGACAAGAUCCUGAAUUUCUGUGGUAUCUCACCUGAGUGGCAUGCCGCUGACACGGUCUCUUGA
This is a messenger RNA of Suillus clintonianus, 426 nucleotides long. RefSeq lists its product as uncharacterized. The record is from RefSeq and is a predicted model, not a curated record. The transcript is spliced from 4 exons. NCBI's taxonomy places the organism in Eukaryota, Fungi, Basidiomycota, Agaricomycetes, Boletales, Suillaceae. Bases 1 to 426 code for a protein of 141 amino acids.